GCAACAGGUAGUCUAGCACGUAUCAUUCUCAGUCACAAGUGUUCCAGACGUCCGGGAUGGAUUUGUUUAAUUUCAGAUUUAUUUUCCUUUUCCUUUCUGCAGUUGGAUGCUGCAACGGCCAGGACGCCCCACUGAUAUCGGGCCAGAUAUCCGGAGUAUUUGGAAAGAACGUCACGUUCAGUACCACGGUUAAGGACAAUGAAAUUGGCAACUUUCUCACAAUAUCUUGGGUUUACCAAAAAACUAACUCUCCUGUUGUCACCUCUGCUCCCGGGGGAGUGAUCGUUGGCCCUGGCUACGAUGGAAGAGUGUUUCUGAACACAUCCAAUGGGGUACUGAAUAUCGGACCAUUGACAUCGAAGGAUAGCGGGACGUAUACAUUGAAUAUGGUCACGAAUACUGCAGUGACACGUACAGGUUCAAUAAUGCUCACUGUUCUAGACCCAGUGUCCGGUGUGACCAUCACAUCCAACAUGAACGCGGCUGUGGAAUUCAACAGCACUGUGGUCCUGACCUGUUCCGCUCUGGGAUCUGCCCUCACCUACCAAUGGAUAAACGGCACUGCUCCCGUGGUCGCUGACGGGACUCACGUGACCAUUUCAAACUCCACAGUGUUGACCGUGGCCAAUGUGUAUAGGAACGAUCUGGUUGGACCCAUCUACUGCACAGCCUCCAACUUGGAGCAAGCGAUCAGCGCCCCCUUUAACCUCACAGUGAGCUAUGGGCCAGAACUGAUUUCCAUGACGGUCAACCCUGGCCCUGGUGCUCAGGUUAAGGGCUCCAAUGUCACAUUCAGCUGUUCGGCUCAGUCCAGUCCUCCAGCUACGCUUAUGUGGAUCCUCAAUGGAGUCCUCCUCCCAACGACCGGUCCCGUGCUGAUGCUGGCCAACAUAGCCGAGGCGCAGAGCGGAAACUACUCCUGCAUGGCCUACAACCCUAAAACCUUGCGGUACCUGGCAUCCACCACAGCCAGCAUCACUGUGAUAGCGGCCAUAUCUGGCACUAAUGUCACAGGCCUCACUACACCACUCAUCGCAGGUAACAGCACGGGCAACCUGACCUGCCGUGCAGCUGUCGGGAUCGCCGACACCACACUGUGGCUGAAGGAUGACGUGCCGCUGAAUCCUAGCUCCAGGGUCGUGUUCUCGCCAGACAAGAGCUCUGUCAUAAUCAAUCCACUGCAGAAGGGGGACAGUGGGACAUACAAGUGCAUGCUGUCCAAUGCUAUAAGCUCAGAUUCUGUCAUCUUCAGGAUGAAUAUUUCCUUCGGCCCUGAGGAAGUGGUGGUGGAGGGGAAGCAUGCCAUUCAUGAGCAAGACUCCAUCACGCUGAAGUGUCACUCACUUUCCCACCCGCCUGCCGCCUACGCCUGGAAAUUCAACGGGACGCAGAUCGCCGUGGUGGCAGCCGAGAACACCAUCACCGCUGCCACGUUCCAGAACACCGGGAUCUACACCUGCGUAGCCAGCAACGCCGUCACCGGAAAGACCAUUAGCGUUGACCACAUGCUGUCUGUCAAAAAGUUGGGAGAACCAACGGAUGAACCGGAAGGUCUAACAGGCGGGCAGGUCGCUGGCAUCAUCAUCGGUGUUGUCAUCGCCCUGGUGCUCAUCGUCGCUGUGGUCAUGUACAUGCGCCAGAAAAAACCGAUCGAGUCGCCAUACUAGAAGGGUGGCAGGAGGGAAUCUGGAACUAUCAGCCCGAAGAGUCAGCCACUUAUUCCCCUCAAGAUCAUCUCAGCUCUCGGGAAGAUCACUCAGGUAGAAUCCUCCCCUAGGUCGGUUCAGCCGUACAAACUUUUCAUCACAAAGCCCACACAACUUCAGGGGUCACAACAACAUGACCCCUCCUUUAAACAACGUCACACUUCAGAGGAUCUCGUCUCCUUUGAAGAAGCCAGUGUGUGUCCAGGACAAUGGUUCAGGGGGGCUUGGAUUGGACCAGAGAGCUGCCACCUAUCUCUGCCAUCUAACAUCUGUCUGCAUGGAUUAAACACACCUGCCCUUCCCUCCGUUUGUCCCAUUGGCUAAGGUUAAACAACUUCAAACACUUCAUCUUUUGCGAAACAGAGGAAUGUCAUGAAUUUCGCCUCACAUUCUUAGGGAAAUGUAACACAUCAUCGCACUGAGUGAUGAUGAUGACGAUGAUGCACUGACUGUCACAAGGGAUCCUUUCGAUUUUGCCAAACUGAAGAAGGAUUUUGGUGGUACAAAACAAGCAAUAUGGAGGGCCGUAAGGUUUGAUCAAGGCGAAUUGGCAAAAAAUAACCUGAAAUUGAUGGGACGCAUGUUUGUAAAUCCAACAUCGGGUCCCUGCUUGAUCCCAAGGAAUGGUUUCUUUCUUUUUGUUACUCGUCAAGACACCAAUGACAAGAUCCAACAUGCAGCAAAUGUUUGGGGGAGAGGAAAAAGACAGGAACUUUUUCUGGCAAAGACAUUCUUCAGUUUUGGAGGGAAAGUAUGUGUGCUAAAGGGUGAUACUACUGAGUUAUGUUAUUUGCUGUAUUCAGUAGUGGGAAUUGAUAUUAUGGUGGUUUUAUUUUUUGCUUUUAAAGUUCCUACCAAAAAAUACUAAAUGCACACUUAUAAAAAAGGGUUUGAAAGGGUUUGUCAGUUGUUCCUGUGGGGGAAACCUUAGAAGAACCAUUUUGGGGUGGGGUUUAGAAAUAACUUUUAUAGAACCCAAAAGGUUGUACCUGGAACCCAGAUUACUUAUUAAUGACUUAUUCUCCCACAGGGACAGCUAAUGAAAAUAUUGUUGGUUCUAAACAGACCCUUUUUUCUGAGUGUAACUGUUUAGAAGCAUUGAUUGACAGGUGCCAUUUUAUGUUACACGUGCCAUUUUAUGUUAUUCCUGCAACAUGUUACAAAAUUCUGUUCAUCAGCUUAGUUUAGAGAACAAUGAUCUUGCCUUUUGUCACUGGUAUUUAAAGAAACUCUCAAUGAAUACAUUGAGAUAAUUGUGUGUUUUUAAAUCUAUGAAAUUACUUAUUGUUGUAAAACAAUGAGUAGUUAGAAAGCGCAAACAACUGUGGGAUACCAAGUUACACCUUCAUUGAGAACACAGUACUCUGGGAUUGAGGUCUUUGUUAAGAAUUCUAUAGAUUUAGGCCUGGAUCUGGAACGUGUUUGGCCUACUUAGCAUUUGGUCUAUUCAAACAGAAAGACCCCCAUCCCCUAAACAUACAAGUUGUUAUACUGACUGUAGUUAAUUUGACCAUUGUAAAAAGUACAAUGUAAAUACUGCAAUGCAACUUAAUUGGGAUUGAGCCCUAAAUUACCCAGUGGAUUCACUUGGGAAAAAGGUAGAUUGUUUGCCUGAACAAUGUGUUUUUGUGGAUUUGAUCAUUUUUAUUAAAGGUAUUAACCAGCACAGGUGAAAUAUGAUACAUCAAUAAACCUGGAUCCUUUGUAAAUAAUACACAGACAUAUUGUUUGUGUGCAUGUACUGUAUAUUGUACUGGACAAAGUAUUUUGAAUCAGUACAUUCUGUCAUCAAUUUGGGGUUUCUUGCUUUAUCUAAUUUAAAAUGUCACAAAUGUUUUCAUGUUGUUUACAGAAGAGCUUAUUAUUCUUUAACGACUAACCAACAUUCAUUCAUAAUUUCUUAUUUUGUGGACAAUGACGUGCCUCUGAGAUGUUUGUUUUUAUAUUAUUUAUUCUUUUGCAGCCUCUGCUUUCGUCUUUUUAUUUUCCAAACUUUCCAAGUGUCUUACAAAGCCAACCGCAGUCUCUGUAACUCUCUCUCUCUCGCUCUCUCUGUGUCUCGCUCUCUCUGUGUCUCGCUCUCCCUGUGUCUCGCUCUCUCUGUCUUGCUCUCUUUCUCUUUCUUUAGAACGACAGAACAUAAAGGCGGAGCGACGGUUAAUUUUUGAAAUCCUGUGUUGCGUCUCCACUAGUCCAAUAGCCACAGGUGUUUCAGUCUAGCUUCGGUUGGUAUGUUUGUGUAUGCCGUGGUGCUGUCCUCUCCCAUCUCCCUGUUCCCUCACAUAUGUCAAAGAAAGAGAGAUAAGAACUAUGUAAAUAUCAACUGUAAUAAAACACAGACAGUGAAUCAGUGCGGUGGGGUUUGAAUGAAUUGUCAUGACGUCUGCUCGGGGUAAGGCCAUGCCAUAUGUUUUAGAGGUGGGAGGGCAUGCCUGAGCUAACAAUCCCUCUACAUUUUAUUCUAAUGGACUGGAUUCAAAACCAUAAUUUCAUUUGAUCCACUCGUCUGUCAGUCUCUGACAUCUCUGGCUUGUGGGUUUUGCCUGUAGAUUCUAAGCGCCUCCCCCGGUUCUGUCUUCACCUGUCUGAACUUAGUAACCGACACCUAACAGUUACACUCCAAUACUAAGAAUCGGAUAAUCCUAUAAUGAUGCUCUAAUGACAAACAUACAGAGCAGAAGCUGGAAAACCAAACCUGCCAUCCCCGUCUGUUUAUCACUUUCAACGAUCAAAAGUUGCAAACACGUUCCUAUGAAAUGAGCAAACCUGUCUACUGUCAAGUUUUAUUGGGAGAGGGGGUUGGACAAAUACUGAAAAGGUGCAGCAGUCUCUUAGUAACGACCUGUCAGUCAAGUUUGCCUUGAGUCAUCAAUGGGGUGUGUAUUUUUUUCCCCCUCCUGUUGGUCUGGUUGGGUUGGUGUUAAAUAGGCGCAACUGUGUAUAACACUGUACUUGAAUGUAAAUGAAAACCCAAUAAAAUAGAAGUGUACAUUUAUAUUAAAAAUCUCUUGAUUAAAUCUGUCACCUGAACCCA
Messenger RNA from Esox lucius (northern pike), 4740 nucleotides. RefSeq names its product carcinoembryonic antigen-related cell adhesion molecule 5. The transcript has 9 exons. The coding region runs from base 57 to 1667 and encodes 536 amino acids. The record is from RefSeq and is a predicted model, not a curated record. Lineage: Eukaryota; Metazoa; Chordata; Actinopteri; Esociformes; Esocidae.